AUGGGAGACAUUUAUCGACAAAAGGUUAUUGUAGGUAAAGCCUCUCACCAGCCCCCACAGCCUCGCACACAGCCCCCACAGCCUCUCACCAGCCCCCACAUCUCCCAUCAGCCCCCACAGUCUCCCAUCAGCCCCCACAGCCUCCCACCAGCCCCCACAGCCUCCCACCAGCCCCCACAGUCUCCCAUCAGCCCCCACACCGUGCAGCCGUGCACCCUUGCACCCGUGCACCCUUGCACCCGUGCACCCUUGCAGACGUGCACCCUUGCAGCCGUGCACCCUUACAGCCGUGCACCCUUGGAGACGUGCACCCUUACAGCCGUGCACACUUACAGCCGUGCACCCUUGCAGGCGUGCACCCUUACAGACCUGAACUCCUGA
Procambarus clarkii (red swamp crayfish) is the source of this 381-nucleotide messenger RNA. NCBI's taxonomy places the organism in Eukaryota, Metazoa, Arthropoda, Malacostraca, Decapoda, Cambaridae. The record is from RefSeq and is a predicted model, not a curated record.